Micromonas commoda is the source of this 1569-nucleotide messenger RNA. RefSeq lists its product with no specific name. Lineage: Eukaryota; Viridiplantae; Chlorophyta; Mamiellophyceae; Mamiellales; Mamiellaceae. Gene Ontology annotation, cellular component: nucleus. The record is from RefSeq and is a predicted model, not a curated record. The transcript has a single exon. The coding region runs from base 1 to 1569 and encodes 522 amino acids.
AUGGCCGCCGCGCGCGGGACGCCCGGCGCGUCGCUCGUGACCCUGGUCACCGCCUCCCUGCGCGACGCGCGGCCGGGCGGCGGCCGCGGAGAGGAGGAGCGGGGAGGGGAGGCGCGGGGGAGGGCAGAUACCUGUAUCUCGGAAAGAUACGCCUCGGGGCCAACGAGCGCGGGGGCGACGACGCCGUCGCCGGCGGCGCGCGCGCCCGCGCGCGGCGCCCGCGAGGUGUCCGCGUCAUCCUCCGCGCGAGGAUCCGCGGCGACGCGGGAAGGGGGUCCCGCGCGCGCCGGCGAGCCGCUCGCGCGCGCGGGAGGGCGACGCGCCCCACCACCCGCGCCCGCGCCGGUGGUGCACAGCUACUUCGCCACCUUGCUGGGCGCCACGACCGACCCGGGGGACGCGCUCGAGAUGCUACGAGACGCGCCCGCGUGUCUCCGCCGCAACCGGCUCGUCGAGAUGAAGAAGGCGGCCAAGGCGGAGGCGACGCGCAAGCGGCUGCACUCGCUGCUCGAGGCUGGCGAACGCCUCGACGCCGCAACCUUUCCCGGACUCGCGUCCGCUUUUUUCCCGACGCACGUUCCCGACUCCGCGUCCUCCGACGACGCGGACGAGCGGCGGCGCGAGCUGCGGAGACUCUUCCCGGGCGGGGCGUUGUACGUGGACGAGCGCCCGAGGGUGUAUCCCAUGUCCACCGACGACGACAACCUCGCGCCGUCGCUCUCUUCGCCGCAGCCGUCGUCCCGAACCUCGCCGGACGCCUCGCCGCCGUCCGGCGAAGAGAAUGGGGACGAAACCGACGCCGUGGCCGGUGAGUCACCGGGCGGUGAGUCACCGGGCGGCGGCGUCGCCGGGGAGACGUCGACAGCCGCGUCCGGCAAAAAACGAACGACGCCAGCCGCGUCCGGCAAAUCGGUAUCGAAGCGCCGCGAGCGACCCAACGAGAGCGCAACCGCCGCCGCCGCUCGAUACCGUCAAGCAGCCGCCGCGCCGACGUCGCCGCCGCGGACCCUGCCCUUUCUCGCGGGCGGGAUACAGGUGAUUCGCAUCGGGCGCGUGGUACCCGCGCUGUCCGGACGUAACUCCGCGCAGAGCUCGUACGUGCUACCCGCCGGGUUCACCACCAGGCGAAGGUACACCAGCGCGACGGACCCCACGAAAAAGGUUUGGUACGAGUCCACGGUGGAGGUGCGUUCGUCAGCCAGUGACUCACAACAGCCAGCGACGAACGACUGUAAAAAGGGUACUGGUAAAAAGGACGCGGGAAAGGAAAAGGAAGGGUUCGUCGUCAUCGUCCACGAGGUUGGGAACCCCGCGCUGACGUGGCGCGGCACGUCCCCAACGCACGCGUGGCAGCAGGUCAUCGCCGCGGUGAACGUCCGAGCCAAGACGAGGAAAAAAGCAGCCGUGUCCGGGCCGCAGUUCCUCGGUCUAUCGCUGCCGGAGGUGGCGGAAGAGAUCGCGAAGCUGCCGGGAUACGCGGAGUGCAUCGAGUCCAUGGCGGCGCGAGGCGGAACGAACGGCGGCGGCGGCGGCGGCGGCGGCGAGCGAUCGCCGACGAACGCGCGAUGA